This is a messenger RNA of Stereum hirsutum FP-91666 SS1, 1875 nucleotides long. RefSeq lists its product as uncharacterized. Gene Ontology annotation, biological process: regulation of mRNA stability. Lineage: Eukaryota; Fungi; Basidiomycota; Agaricomycetes; Russulales; Stereaceae. The record is from RefSeq and is a predicted model, not a curated record. Bases 1 to 1875 code for a protein of 624 amino acids. Gene Ontology annotation, molecular function: poly(A) binding. The transcript has 4 exons. Gene Ontology annotation, cellular component: cytoplasm; nucleus.
AUGGCCGAAUAUAUCACCAUCAUGAUCAUAAACAACAAGACUGCACCACAAAUAUCCAGCGAGUUGGAGGAUUUGAUCGGCUCAGAUUUUGACCGCAGUUUUACCGAUUGGCUUUUUGCUGAAGCUGCGAAGGGCGCUCCUUCGGAGCUUAUAGGCGACUCACAAUCUGCGACUGAGACCCAGUCCACCCAACCAUCCGAACCCGCUGCUCGCGACCCUCCCCCUCACAUACCACAAGAUGCGGCCCGUCGCAACCCCCCAAGCGGACCGCGUAACAGCGCCCCGAUAUAUCAACAAGCCAUGGCCCAAGCUCUUCCGUCUUCUUCCCCCUCCCAAAAACGAUCAGCCUCCGCACGUUCACCUUCCCCCGGUGGUCACCCGCCGGCAAAGACGAGGCGGACUGACGUACCUGUUGGUCCGAGGGCAAUGCUUCGUGAUGGUGGAGCUCAUAGCGGGAGCGGAGGAGGUUCAAGGAGCUUGAUGGAUCGUAUUGGCGGCGCCGCUCCCGGAAACAUGCACCACCAAGCUCACCACCGGAAUAGCGGCGGCGGGUUCUCUCGUAGCGACGAUAUCCAAGCCCGCAUCGACAAUAUCACCUCCGGUUCGCCCCUCGAUCCCGCUGCAAUGCAGGCGGCUAUGCAGGGCGGCUUCAUGCCUAACGGAAUGGACAUGAGCGCUGCUAUGGGCAUGGGUGCCAACCCUUUGAUGUUGCAGGAGAUGAUGAUGAACCAGAUGGCGUUGAUGGCGCAGAUGGCGAAUAGUCUGGGGAUGAUGAACGGUGGAGGAUUCGGGCCGCAGGGUUUCCCUGGUAUGCCGCAGGAUAUGGGGAUGUACGGCCAGCAGGGGAUGAACGGAUUCCCACAAGGAGGUCCAGGUCAGCAGCAGCAGCAGCAGCAACAGCAACAGCAACAGCAACAGCACCAAGGUGGUGCCGGUGGAAGAGGCAGAGGUGCAGGAAGAGGAGGACGUGGAUCUGGUCGAGGUCGAGGUGGUGCUUCCUCGGGAGGCGACGACCAUUCCACUCACCAACAUGCCAACGAGGCUUCAAAACCAUCCCUUGAACCCCGACCAAACGCUGCCAUUCCUAUCGUUGCCCCUACGCCUGUACUUCCCCAAUCCCACCCGCAGCCUUCAAAAUCUACCUUCGCUGUUCCAGAAAGGCCCUUGUCUCCGACUUUGUGCAAGUUCGCAAUGAAGUGCACGAAUGCGCAUUGUAGAUGGGCUCAUCCUUCGCCCGUCGCUACCGAUCAGAGCGGUGUGGUCUUGAGCAACGAGGCGUGUGAGGCGGGCAGAAAUUGUGUUGACAAGGACUGCGUCAAGGGCCAUGUUAGCCCUGCUGCCGUCAAUCCUGCUCUCGCCGUGGAACACGUUCCGAAGAGCGCUCCGCCCGCACCUGUCUCGACAUCCUCUCCUAUCGCCUGCCGCUACGGCGCCUCUUGCACCCGUCAAGCCACAGGCUGCCCCUACCAGCAUCCCGCCUCUUCCACAAAGCCCAAUCACUUUGCCCAACAAUGUCGGUUUGGAGCGGGUUGCACGCGUGCGACUUGUCCCUUCCAACAUCCUGAGGGACGCGUCUUGCCUGGUUCCUUCCAUCGUGGUCUCUCGACCACCGGGCCCAUGGUCAACGUCUCGACGCCGGCCACUGGCUCCAUUGGGGCAUCCAGUCAUCAUCGUAGCAUGACGUUCAAUAACGCUGCUACAGGUGGUGUACCGAGUCGCGCGAGUACGGAGGGUUUGAGCGGGAAGGAGGAUUUGGAGAAGAGGAUGAAGGAGAUCGAGGAGAAGAAGAGUGAGGCGGAGAGAAUGGUCAAGGAGGCGGAGGAUAAAGCUGCGGCUAAAGGUGGGGAGAAGCCUGCUGUCGCUAUCACUGCAUAA